Molecule: messenger RNA, 993 nt
Organism: Cladophialophora carrionii CBS 160.54
Lineage: Eukaryota; Fungi; Ascomycota; Eurotiomycetes; Chaetothyriales; Herpotrichiellaceae
Exons: 1
Coding region: 1-993 (330 amino acids)
Source: RefSeq, a predicted model, not a curated record
AUGGCUUCAUUACCAUCAACUAAUGCUCGGUCCUCCUACAGCGACAAACAGGUUGUGUCGAGCGUGGACCAUGGCAAAGAAGUUGUCGCAACUGCCCAGCCUUAUCCCGACGCAUACGCGUAUGCUAAUCCCAACAAUACCAACAACGAUGGUUCGACAGGCGGCGAGGGAGACGGCGGUCUUGAGGUCGUCCACCCUUUAUUUGCGAGCGAUAAGGCGACGCCAGCAUGGUCCGAACAGAAUCCAAAACGGAGGAUAUGUGGGCUCAGCAGAAAGAAUUUCAUAAUUGUGAUCGCAGUUGCGACGGCCUUGGCUGUGGCUGCCAUCAUCGGAGGCAGCGUGGGAGGCGUACUUGCCAGUAGAAAUAGCUCGGGAGGCUCUCAGGCUGAUGCUGUGGAGGUGAGAUGGAUUUGUUCCCUCCUCACUCGCACUGACGGUGUACUGAUAUCUCCUGCCUUGAAGUCGAGCAGCAUGUCUGCAGCCAUCACGCAGACCACCGCAACAUCAACCAGCACAACACCGACUACAGCGAGCACGACCGAGUCAGUGACCGCCACAACCGUCUCAUCCUCGUCGGUACCCACGAGCGCGACCUCCACCUCCACCUCCUCUGCCGCGACACCCACCUCCUCCGAAGGAAGCUACAACUGCCCCUCAGACAACAACAAAUCUUACGUCUCGUCUCUGCUCAGCACAGCAACCUGGACUAUCCUCUGCGACACGGAUUGGCCGCUGGGCGUCGACAGCUUCAGCGGAGGAACCGUAGCCGACAUCACUGCCGUGGUGGCGUACAGUAUUGAAUCUUGCAUCGACCAAUGUGCUGCAUACAACGUUGCCGGUGGGCCUUGUGAGGCGGUCGUUUACGGCGCCAAUAUUACCCUCGCGCUCAGUCGGGGCGGGGUCCAGGGCAAUUGCUUUUUAAAGACGGAUCGCGGAGCAGAGAAUUUUUCUGAUAAUAGUGGUCAGGUAGAGGCUGCGUAUCUAUCCUCGUAA